Messenger RNA from Triticum turgidum subsp. durum (durum wheat), 1191 nucleotides. NCBI's taxonomy places the organism in Eukaryota, Viridiplantae, Streptophyta, Magnoliopsida, Poales, Poaceae. The record is from the annotation of a GenBank genome assembly.
AUGGCGCUCUCCAUUUCCGCACCCACCUCGUCUCCCUUCCUCCCCGCCCCCCGCCAGGCCGGCAGGUGGAGCUCGUCACCAAGCUCGGCUAAGCCCGCGGUUUUUAGCCUCCGGAGGCCGGUUGUGGCGGCACGGGCCGCCGCCGGCAACGCGCCCUCUUCCCCCGCAGGCGCGGUCGUAACUGAGCUCGACGUGGUCUCCAGCUUCAGCGAGAUCGUGCCGGACACAGUCGUGUUCGAUGAUUUUGAGAAGUUUGCACCAACGGCGGCCACCGUGAGCUCUUCACUGUUGCUUGGGAUCGCAGGGCUACCGGAUACCCAGUUCAAGAGUGCCAUAGAUACCGCAUUGGUAGAUGGUGAAUGUAACACAAUGGAGAAGCCCGGGGACCGGAUGUCCUGUUACCUUACCAAGGCCCUGGGGAAUGUUGGAGCUGAGCUGGCUCAUCAAGUUCCUGGAAGAGUGUCCACGGAAAUAGAUGCUCGAUUGGCUUACGAUACCCAAGGAAUCGUCCAGAGGGUGCAUGAACUGUUGCAGAUAUACAAUGAACAUGAUAUCCCAUCAGAACGUCUGUUAUUCAAAAUUCCUGCUACAUGGCAAGGUAUAGAAGCGUCAAGAUUACUUGAAUCUGAAGGAACUCAAACACAUCUAACAUUCGUUUACAGUUUUGCACAAGCAGCAGCUGCAGCGCAAGCUGGUGCAUCAGUCGUACAAAUAUUUGUGGGGCGUAUUCGGGAUUGGGCAAAGAAUCACUCUGGUGACCCAGAGAUUGAUGAAGCUUUAAAGAAGGGAGAAGAUGCUGGGCUUGCCUUGGUGAAGAAAGCGUAUGUGUACAUUCACAAGAAUGGGUACAAGACAAAGUUGAUGGCCGCUGCCGUGCGCAACAAGCAAGACGUGUUUAGCCUUCUGGGGAUCGACUACAUCAUCGCGCCCCUGAAGAUACUGCAGUCCUUGGAUGAAUCUGUGACCGAUUCCGAUGAAAAGUACGGUUAUGUCCAGAGGCUGACUCCUUCGCUUGACAAGAUGUACAACUUCAGCCAAGAGGAGCUUGUGAAAUGGGACCAGCUGAGCCUGGCGGCGGCGAUGGGGCCAGCGGCGGAGGAGCUGCUUGCUUCUGGGCUGGAAGGGUACGCGAACCAGGCGCGGCGCGUGGAGGAGCUCUUCGUCAAGAUCUGGCCACCCCCCAAUGUUUGA